Messenger RNA from Sorex fumeus (smoky shrew), 1637 nucleotides. It is a transcript of the gene SIAE, whose product is annotated as sialic acid acetylesterase. Gene Ontology annotation, molecular function: sialate O-acetylesterase activity. The record is from RefSeq and is a predicted model, not a curated record. The transcript has 10 exons. Lineage: Eukaryota; Metazoa; Chordata; Mammalia; Eulipotyphla; Soricidae. The coding region runs from base 21 to 1637 and encodes 538 amino acids. Gene Ontology annotation, biological process: carbohydrate metabolic process.
UCCGGAGAGCAGGUGCGAGCAUGCUGGAACCGGGCUUGGUGUGGGGGCUCGUGCUGCCUUUCGCCCUUUGGGCCGACGCGAGUGCAGGUGUGAAGUUUCGCUUCGCCUCGUACGUCAGCGAUCACAUGGUCCUGCAGAAGGAGCCUGCAGGGGCUGUGCUAUGGGGCUACGGCCUCCCUGGAGCCGCGGUGACCGUGAGUCUGCGCCGUGGUCAGGACACAGUCAUGAAGAAAGGGACCCGCGUGAGAGUGGGCUCCAAGACCUGGAUGGUGGUCCUGGACCCCAUGAAGCCCGGUGGGCCCUUUGAAAUAAUUGCUGAACAGAACACUGGCAGCGUGAACUCCACCCUGAGCGUUCGGGAGGUCUUGUUUGGAGACGUCUGGCUCUGCAGCGGGCAGAGUAACAUGAAGAUGACGGUGUCACAGAUAUUCAAUGCCACGGAGGAGCUGUCCAGCACUGCUGCUUAUGGAUCUGUGCGCAUCUUCUCCGUGGCGCCGGUCCAGGCCUGGGAGGAACUGCAGGAUCUCCUCCGGGUUGACUUGUGGUGGUCCAAGCCCACUUCGGAAAACCUGGGCCACGGCAAUUUCACUUACAUGUCGGCUGUAUGCUGGCUCUUUGGGCGCUACCUGUACGACACCCUGGGGUACCCCAUCGGGCUCAUCGCCUCCUCCUGGGGCGGAACCCCCAUUGAAGCCUGGUCAUCGGCACGGUCCCUGAAAGCCUGUGGCGUCCCUCAGCAAGGACGGGUGGGCGGCCACACCCCUGCCCUGGCCACGGGCCCCUGCGACCAUUCUGUUCUCUGGAACGCCAUGAUCCAUCCUCUGCAGAAUAUGACCCUGAAAGGGGUGAUCUGGUACCAGGGGGAGGCCAAUAUGGAUCUUAACAGGGACCUGUACAAUUGCACCUUCCCUGAGCUCAUUGACGACUGGCGCCAAACCUUCCACCAGGGCUCCCAGGGCCAGACGCAGCGUUUCUUCCCGUUCGGAUUUGUCCAGUUGUCUUCAUAUCUGCCUGAUAAAACCCAGGACGAGAAAUUUCCCAUCAUCCGUUGGCAUCAAACAGCUGAUGUUGGCUCUGUCCCCAAUAAAAGGAUGCCCAAUACUUUCAUGGCAGUAGCCAUGGACCUCGGGGACAGUGACUCGCCGUAUGGCAGCAUUCACCCCCGGGAUAAACAGACCGUGGCUCACAGGCUGCACUUGGGGGCUCGUGCCGUGGCUUACGGGGAGAACGUGACCUUCCAGGGACCCAUGCCAGAGAAGAUUGAGGUCUUGACUGAGGAGCGACAGCUCAACCUCACAUAUUCCCAGCAGAUCCAGGUGAUGGCACGGAGCAACACGAUAUUUACGGUGUCUUGCUGCAAUGACAGUCAGUGCCGGUGGCUUCCAGUUCCCGUGGACGCUUUCUCCACCCAGUCUCUGACCCUGAAUAUCAGUUCGUGUCAUGGCGUUCUGGUUGCUGUGCGCUAUGCCUGGGCCUCGUGGCCCUGUGAUUAUAAACGGUGUCUGCUGUACCACCCCACCAGUGCCCUGCCAGCGCCCCCCUUCUCCGCCUGCAUUGCUCCCACUCCGCGGACAGCUCAGCUGUGUGGUUGGAGCCAGGGCUGUGGUAUGUGCUGUCCUCUGUCCCACCUGUUGUAG